AUGAUUACGCAUGCUACGAAAACACAUGAGGAGCUAGCGAGCUCUCAGCAGAAUGUCUCGCCACCCAGCACAAGACCUAUCCGCCAGCAGCGUUUCCAUGAAAAGGUACUCAUUUUCUCUACUCUUGAUAACGCAAAGGAAUAUGAACCAUGGAAGAAGUAUUUCUUUACUGGUAUUGUCUCCCUCGCUGCGGUCGCUGCACCACUUCAGAGCAAUAUGUUAUUGCCCGCACUAUCAGAAAUCGCAGCAUACUUUCACACCUCUCGGUCGCUUGUAAAUCUUUCCGUCGCAUUCUAUAUCUUAUCCAUGGGUAUCAUCCCACUCUGGUGGUCGGUGAUCUCAGAGCUCUACGGACGGCGUCCGGUUUACCUCAUAUCUUUUGCCAUUUUCCUGGUGUGGAACAUCGUUUCGGCGGAGAGCACUUCCCUCAGCAUGCUGAUCGUCAUGCGCGUUCUAUGUGGAGGCGCAUCGGCAUCUGUACAAGCAGUUGGGGCGGGAACCGUGGCCGACCUCUGGGAGGUUGAGCGGCGUGGGCAAGCCAUGGGCUACUUUUUCUUAGGUCCAAUGGUCGGUCCGCUCAUAUCUCCCAUCCUGGGAGGCAUCUUGACCGAAAAGCUUGGCUGGCGGGCUACUCAGUGGGCCACUGUAGUAUACGGUGCCAUUGUUUGGCUUCUUAUCCUCUUUUGCCUUCCCGAGACCUCAUUCGCUCGCAAAUCUUUGACUCGUGAACAGUCGCCCGACGCAAGUCCCAACGAUGUCAAUGAAAGCUUCACGAUAAUUCGCCGUAUUUGUCGCAUCUUCCUCGAGCCGUUUAAGGUCCUAACCUACCUGCAAUUCCCCCCAGUCCUCCUCACAGUCUACUACGCCAGCAGCACGUUUGCCUGCUAUUACGCGGUCAGCAUUACCCUACAGACCAUGUUUUCCGACGCCCCGUACUUCUUUUCACCGAUCAUCGUCGGCCUUGUCUACAUUCCUUGUGCCCUAGGUUCGAUUACGGCGUCGCUUUUGGGCGGCCGGUGGACCGACCAUAUCAUGCGGCGACGGGCUAAAUCAUCUGGUCGAUUUAAUGUGGAGACCGGCCAGAUCACGUAUCUCCCAGGAGAUCGAAUGGGAGAGAAUGCGUGGCUUGCCUCCUUAGUGUACCCGGCGGCGAGUCUAUGGUUUGGCUGGACUAUUGACAAGGGUGUCUUCUGGCUAUGUCCGUGUAUUGCGACAUUUUUCUUCGGUCUUGGAAGCAGCACGAUCUUCAGCAUGACGUCGACAAUGCUGACUGAAUUAUUGCCAGGAAGGACCAGCACCGGUGUGGCUUUGAACAACGUGCUGCGCAAUACCCUUGCGUGCAUAGUCGUGGUGGUCAUGCAACCUUUGAUCACUGCCAUUGGACCCGGUUGGAUCUUUACUGGAUUGGCGAUCAUCGGCUGGGCAAAUAUCGGAAUCAUCUGGUCAUUUAAAAGUAAUGCGGUCAAAUGGGCCGAGGCUAUGGAGACUAAGCUAUCUCAUAGAUAA
Messenger RNA from Penicillium manginii, 1506 nucleotides. Its product is annotated as MFS transporter. The transcript is spliced from 3 exons. Lineage: Eukaryota; Fungi; Ascomycota; Eurotiomycetes; Eurotiales; Aspergillaceae. The record is from RefSeq and is a predicted model, not a curated record. The coding region runs from base 1 to 1506 and encodes 501 amino acids. Gene Ontology annotation, molecular function: polyamine transmembrane transporter activity. Gene Ontology annotation, biological process: intracellular polyamine homeostasis; transmembrane transport.